GUUUAAUGCAUUUAUUGUGAUUGUCGAAAUCGAAUUCUCUCGCGUGUCGCAACUGUCAAAGUUAAUGUUUUUCUUUUACAUUUUGAUACAUGUGCACAUCGGUCGACUAGUUUAGUUAACCAAACGAUUUAAGUGCACAAUUUAACAUAGUAUCCAAUAACAAACAGUAACAAUGAGGCGUCUAAAGAAGUAUGAAUCGGGUGAAGGAUCCCAAUACAUCAGCAGACGACAAGCGUUGAGAAAACUUCAACUGUCCUUGAAUGACUUCCGUCGUCUAUGUAUUUUGAAAGGAAUUUAUCCACGCGAACCAAAACACCGACGUAGAGCACAACGAGGUUCUUCAGACAUCAAAAUCUUGUACCAUUCAAAAGACAUCAAGUUUUUGUUGCACGAACCGAUUGUCUGGACAUUGCGAGACUACAAGAUUUUCAAUCGCCGAACGAAUCGCGAUCGGGCUGUGCGUGACUUCCGAAACCUGAAACGUCGAUUGGACGCUUUUCCCGACCUGAAGCUUGAUCACAUUGUCAAAGAACGUUAUCCAACGUUCAUCGAUGCCAUCAAGGAUCUGGACGAUUGUCUUACGUUGCUGUUCUUGUUUAGUACAUUCCCGUCGCUGAAGUUCGUUCCUCGUGAACAGUCAGCCAUGUGCCGACGAUUAACAAUCGAAUUUCUGCACGCCAUGAUCGCAUCGAAAUCGCUGCGCAAGGUGUUCAUUUCGAUCAAAGGAUAUUACUUCCAGGCCGACAUCAAAGGGCAAAAGGUUACAUGGAUCGUGCCGCAUUACUAUCCGUUCCAACCGCAAUCCAAAUCCGACGUUGAUUUCAAAGUUAUGUCCAUUUUCGUGGAAUUCUACACGAUUAUGUUGGGCUUCGUGAAUUUCCGGUUGUACCAUUCGUUGAAUCUGACGUAUCCGCCUCAAUUCCCGAAACAAAUUGGCCAAGACGACAAUGCCGAUCUUUCCAAUGAACACGAAUUUGUAUCGGAAAGGAUAGCUGCGCUCAACAUCGAUCUACUGAAAACCGAUCCGACGGCUCAGGAUGAAGAAGAAGAGGAGCUGGACAUUGACCUACUUGCGUCCGAUGCCGAUUCCGAAAAAAUCAAAAAACUCAAACAGGAAGCCGUCGAAGUGAAAAAACUCAAAACUCUGUUCAAAGGACUAAAAUUCUUCAUCAAUCGAGAAGUGCCCCGUGAACCAUUGGUGCUGAUUAUUCGUUCGUUCGGCGGUAAAGUAUCUUGGGACAAGGGUUUAUUCGCUGGAGCUACUUUCGACGAGACCGACGAGACAAUCACUCAUCAGAUCGUCGACCGACCACAGGUUUCCAAGCAGUAUAUGUCCAGGGAUUACAUUCAACCGCAGUAUGUCUUCGAUUGUGUGAAUCAGAUGACGUUGUUGCCGGUAAACAAAUAUUUCAUCGGAGCCGUACUACCAGCACAUUUGUCACCGUUCGUCGAUCCGAAUCGUGAAGAGAUUUAUAUUCCACCAGAGGAAAAGGCGUUGCGCGAUCCAUCGUUGAUUGAGACCCAUGAACAAAGCGAUGAUACAGAUGACGAAAAAGAGCCUCAACCAAAAUCCGAUGAUGAAGAAGACAUCCCCGAACCGGAACGUGAUGCACAGUUGGAAGAAGCUUUCAAAUUGGAACGACAAGAUGACUCCGAUGAAAGUGAUGACGAGGACGAAGAUGACGACGAAGAAACCAGAGAAAAGAAGAAAAAGCGUCGAGAAGAGAAAAAGAAAAUGGCCGUCACGGCUGGAAAGUUGCAUAAGGAGAACACCCGGGCGUUGAAAAAAGUAGAAACAGAGGAGCACCGAUUGAAGGCGCGAAUGGUGAAGCCACGACACAGAAAUCUGUUCCGGAAAUUAAUCAAAGAGAAGCAGGAAAAGCAGAAGGAACAUUGGUUGUUGGACAAGAAACGAAAGCGAUUCAAUGCUGCGGAAAAAGAGACGAAGAAGAAGCGCAAAAUCGAGGAACGGCAAAAGAAUUUAAAGUCGUAAAUGUUUUGUCUGCAGCUUCUCCCUUUACGAUUAAAAUUUGUUAAGACUCUAAACGA
Bradysia coprophila is the source of this 2049-nucleotide messenger RNA. Its product is annotated as pescadillo homolog. NCBI's taxonomy places the organism in Eukaryota, Metazoa, Arthropoda, Insecta, Diptera, Sciaridae. Gene Ontology annotation, cellular component: nucleolus; PeBoW complex. The record is from RefSeq and is a predicted model, not a curated record. Gene Ontology annotation, biological process: ribosome biogenesis; maturation of LSU-rRNA from tricistronic rRNA transcript (SSU-rRNA, 5.8S rRNA, LSU-rRNA). Gene Ontology annotation, molecular function: RNA binding.